Verruconis gallopava is the source of this 1011-nucleotide messenger RNA. RefSeq lists its product as uncharacterized. The transcript has a single exon. Lineage: Eukaryota; Fungi; Ascomycota; Dothideomycetes; Venturiales; Sympoventuriaceae. The record is from RefSeq and is a predicted model, not a curated record. Bases 1 to 891 code for a protein of 296 amino acids.
AUGACUUCAUUAGUAAUUCGUAAGGCAUAUGUUGAAAUUAUGCCUGGAAAACAGAUCCACUAUCGUUAUGUCUUACCUCAGAACGGACUAACACAAAAGCCAACGAUCAUCUACCUCCACAAAUCAGCGAGUUCGUCAGUGAGCUAUGAAAAGUUGAUGACGCAUUAUGCUUCAAAGGGUCAUCCUGGAUACGCUCCCGAUAUGCCCGGAUUUGGAGGUUCCUUUGACCAAGACGAGGACGACGUCAGGGCCAUCGAUGAGGAAAAUACGGGUUGGUAUGUUGACAUUUUCAUGAAAAUGUUUGAAAAGCUUGGCAUUUACAAUCCAACAAACCAAAACUCUAUCCAGGGAUCUCCAACUGUUAAAAUGGUCAACAUAAUUGGACAUCACAGCGGUGCUUCUUUGGCCAAUCAGCUAGCAGCCAGAUACCCUGAUUUCGUUCGCAGUAUCACGCUGGUUGGGGCAACAAUCAUUGGCAAAGAGGAACGAGAGCGAAUGAAGGAGAUAUAUCUUAAACCGUUCAACAAACCCGCUGAAGACGGUUCCCAUUUGUUAAAGACGUGGAACUACCUGAAGAACAUGGGUGUCGGAGAUGAUAUUAGUUUACAUCAACGAGAGGCUGUGGAUCAUAUCCGUGCAUGGCGUGGCAGGAUGCUGGUUUACGGAGCGGUAUGGUCACAAGAGAGUGAGGAGUUUUUCAGGGCUGUUCGAUGCCCUGUUUUAGUGUUGUGUGCACGAGAUGAUGUACUUUGGGAACAUGUUGACAAUGUGCAAAAAGUGAAGCCUGAAGCUAAAGUGGCUGAAAUUGCAGGUGGUAAUUUCAGUUUGGACCGCGACGUCGUAGGAAUUGUGAGGGAAUGGGAUGCAUUUCAGGCUGAAAUUACACUAUAAUGUGCAUUUAUUCAGAAAUAACCGUUCGAUGUAUACAUCUAUUGAUUUGAACAGAAAGUUGACAGCACAAGACAAAGGGACUUAAAUGGUAGCUAGCUAAAGUUCAGUGCAGAGAAAAAG